UCAAACACAGCUGUACUUGUUCAAUCACACCCACUCCUGUCACCCUGUCUGGGGAACAUCGAGGCCACCAUCACAGUCAGCUCGUUCUUAAGGGACCAAUAAACACAUUUAUUAGGCUACUACUGAAUUUCAAUAGAAAUUACUUUACUUAGGUAAUCUACGAGAGAGCUUUUAUUGCUGACCCCGGGGGUUUCUAGGACUCACCGCGCGCUGACCAGCAGAACCACACAGAACUUCGCAAACUUGUUCGUUCACAUCGUCUCCGAGGACUUCACCGAAGCGGCGAUGGAGCAUCCUUGGUGCUUUUACGCGCUUAUUUUAACGCUGAUGUCCUGUGUUCAUUAUUCCCAGAGCAUUGAGAGAAAUAAGGAUAUUCCAACAGAAAAACUGCUUGUGCUUACUGUUGCAACACAAGAGACUGAUGGCUUCCACCGCUUCAUGCAGUCAGCAAACUACUUCAAAUACAAUGUGAAGGUGCUGGGGAUGGGAGAGGAGUGGAAGGGAGGUGAUGUGGGUCGAUCCAUCGGUGGAGGCCAGAAGGUUCGACUACUAAAGGAAGCCAUGGAGUCUCUGGCUGACCAAGAGGACUUGGUGAUCUUAUUUGUGGACAGUUAUGACCUCAUCUUUGCUGGUGGACCUGAGGAGAUUUUCAGAAAGUUCCUACAGACCAAUCAUAAGCUGGUGUUUGCUGCUGAGGGAAUCAUCUGGCCAGAUCCUCGACUGGCAGAGAAGUAUCCUUCUGUCCGCAGCGGGAAGCGCUUUCUUAACUCAGGAGGCCUUAUCGGGUAUGCUCCAUACAUUCAGAGGAUUGUGAACAAGUGGGACCUUCAUGAUAAUGAUGAUGAUCAGCUAUUCUACACAAAGAUCUACGUGGAUCCACUUCAGAGGGAAAGACUUAAUAUGACCUUGGACCACAAGUGUGAGAUUUUCCAGAAUUUGAAUGGAGCCAUGGAUGAAGUUCUCCUAAAGUUUGGAACGGAGCGAGUGCGAGUGAGAAACACAGUCUACAACAGUCUGCCAGCCAUUAUCCAUGGAAAUGUGAACACCAAGAUAUACUUCAAUUACUUGGCCAACUACAUCCCCAAUGUGUGGAACUAUGAGCAAGUCUGUACCAUCUGUGACCAAGACAUGGUGGAUUUGUCUCAGCUUAAAGAAUUUCCACAAGUGACUGUUGGUAUAUACAUUGAGCAGCCGACUCCAUUCCUGCCAGAGUUCCUCGAGAGGUUCCUGAGUCUAGAUUAUCCCAAAGAUAAACUGAAUGUCUUUGUUCAUAACAGUGAGGUUUACCAUGAGAAGCACAUACAGAAGUUUUGGGAAGAGAACAAGGAUGUAUUCCGCAGUUUUAAAGUUGUUGGCCCCGAGGAGAACUUAACUCAAGGAGAAGCAAGGAACAUGGGAAUGGAUUUGUGCCGGAAGGAUCUUUCUUGUGAUUAUUACUUCAGCAUUGAUGCAGAUGUGAUGCUCACCAACCGACAGACCCUAAAACUUCUCAUUGAGCAAAACAGAAAAAUAAUUGGCCCUCUUGUCACCCGUCACGGAAAAUUGUGGUCCAACUUUUGGGGAGCCUUGAGCCUAGAUGGUUAUUAUGCGAGAUCUGAGGACUACAUUGACAUCGUGCAAGGAAAGCGUGUUGGUUUGUGGAACAUCCCCUUCAUGGCCCAUAUCUACCUCAUAAAAGGCCAGACUCUGCGGAAUGAGCUCAAAGAGAGGAAUGUCUUUGUCUUGGAGAGAUUGGACCCCGACAUGGCCAUGUGCAGGAAUGCCAGAGAGUUGACAGUACAGAGAGAAAGAGAAUCUCCUUCUCCGGAAUCAUUCCAUAUGCUCAGACCCCCACAGGGAGUUUUCAUGUAUGUUACAAAUCGUCAUGAGUUUGGAAGGAUUAUUUCGACUGCCAACUAUAACACAUCUCAUUAUAACAAUGACCUUUGGCAACUAUUUGAAAACCCACUGGACUGGAGAGAGAAAUACAUCCAUCCCAACUACACCCGAAUUUUCACUGACAACCUCUUGGAGCAGCCAUGCCCAGAUGUUUUCUGGUUCCCUGUGCUCUCGGAGAAAGCCUGUGAUGAGCUGGUGAAUGAGAUGGAAAAUCAUGGUUCAUGGUCUGGUGGAAAAUACAAGGACAAGCGCAUCACUGGAGGCUACGAGAGUGUCCCGACAGAUGACAUUCAUAUGAAACAGAUCGAUUUUGAUAAGGAAUGGCUGCACUUUAUCAGAGAAUUCAUCUCCCCUGUCACUCUCAAGGUCUUCUCUGGCUAUUAUACCAAGGGUUAUGCGAUUAUGAACUUUGUGGUGAAGUACACUCCAAACAGACAAGCCUAUCUAAGACCACAUCACGAUUCCUCAACAUUCUCCAUUAAUAUUGCCCUCAACAACAAGGGCUUAGAUUUCCAGGGUGGAGGCUGUCGAUUCCACAGAUAUAACUGUUCCAUAGAGUCUCCUAGAAAAGGAUGGAGCUUCAUGCAUCCAGGUAGACUCACCCACCUUCAUGAAGGACUACCUACCACCAACGGUACACGCUACAUAGCAGUGUCCUUCGUAGAUCCUUAGACUCACAUAUAGUUCUAGUAGUUCUACACUAGGAAUUUACUAGCCUUGAUAUGUUUGUGUAGUGUCAGCUGUUUGUCUGUUUUUACUGAUUUAUUCUUGGAUUAUGUGUUGUGUGUCUGUUUGUAUUUGCUGUCUUUUGAAACAUUUACUACUGUUGAGAGAAAAUGCUGUUCAACAGAAGUUUAGUCAAAUCUUUGGAUGCAUUCACACAAAACACACACACGCAGGCAGAAUUUCAUACAUAUAAACCUUGUUUCAUUACUCAAAAUUAUAUGAGAGAUUUGACCAUGAUGUUUCUAUUUGGGCAAAAAAGAAAGCAGGUGAAGUCAAUAACUCUUCAUUUAAACAACUUUGGUUUAGGGCGUUUAGCAUCAGCACUCAUUCAUAAUAGCUGCCUUCAAGUCCUGCUAGGAAAAAAAAAAUCCUGUUUACUAGUUUGGAAAUUGUAAUUUUGAUAUGCUAUGCAUUUAAGUGAUUCUCAUUGGAAUAAAAUGGACGCCACAUUUUUCUUAUAUUUUAACAUUCCAAUAAAUACAGAAAUAUUUUAGUGCCAUUGCAACAAAAUUAAGAGCAAAGGAUGCACAUUAUUUGUGUAAUUGCACUUUAUUGUUGCAUUUUAAUCAUUCUUAUGUUACUGCAGAGAAUGAUGCAAAAUUGUGCAAGCCUGUUACCCUUAUAAACCCUAUAAAGUAUAGCUUUCUGGCCAUCUUUUGGGCUAUUCUUCCUCAACAGCACAUUAAAUGUCUAAAAACUCAAGUUUCUGUUGGGAUUCUCUAACUGAUAAACCCCCAACCCAAUGUGCACUCAGAUGCUCUAAGCUCAUAAACGCAAAGAAGAUUGGUAAAAAGGAAGAGGAGCUCAAAUACUGUAAAAUAUCUAGAUUUCUACAAAUUGGAGAGUUGUUGGUGUCAAUGACUUCAGUGGUUCCUCCGUGUCGCAGCUGACCAUGUUUUUAAAAGACAUGAAUCCUAAUUAUGAUAAGAAACUAUGAAUAUGCUGUCAACAAAGUAAGUAUAAUUUUGUAUGUUUGCACAACAAGAAACGGCAGGAUUUAAAAUGAAUCCUAG
This is a messenger RNA of Sinocyclocheilus rhinocerous, 3617 nucleotides long. RefSeq names its product procollagen-lysine, 2-oxoglutarate 5-dioxygenase 2 (gene plod2). The coding region runs from base 286 to 2550 and encodes 754 amino acids. NCBI's taxonomy places the organism in Eukaryota, Metazoa, Chordata, Actinopteri, Cypriniformes, Cyprinidae. The transcript is spliced from 20 exons. Gene Ontology annotation, biological process: peptidyl-lysine hydroxylation. The record is from RefSeq and is a predicted model, not a curated record. Gene Ontology annotation, cellular component: endoplasmic reticulum. Gene Ontology annotation, molecular function: iron ion binding; L-ascorbic acid binding; procollagen-lysine 5-dioxygenase activity.